Messenger RNA from Setaria italica (foxtail millet), 1447 nucleotides. RefSeq lists its product as uncharacterized. The coding region runs from base 90 to 1367 and encodes 425 amino acids. The transcript is spliced from 3 exons. Lineage: Eukaryota; Viridiplantae; Streptophyta; Magnoliopsida; Poales; Poaceae. Gene Ontology annotation, molecular function: protein binding. The record is from RefSeq and is a predicted model, not a curated record.
UCCAGUUACAGUCCUCCCCGGCCAGACGAGCGGCCGCUUGGAGCUUCUCUUCCCCAUAACACGAUAACGCCAUCGGCGGCUUCACAACGAUGCUGCUCAAGUUCCAGGAUCUUGCAAGGUGUUUCAUCGGAUCGGAACGUGCAGCCGCAUCGGCCAUCAAGACAUGCGCAGCUCCCUCCUUGCCGGCGCCGGCGACAGUGUCCCUGCCGGACAACGAGGAUCUCCUCCGUGAGAUCCUCCUCCGCCUGCCGCCACUCCCUUCCUCCCUCCCCCGCGCCUCCCUCGUCUGCAAACGCUGGCGCCGCCUCGUCUCCGACGCCGGCUUCCUCCGCCGCUUCCGGGAACACCACAGGACACCUCCCCUGCUCGGCUACUUCUUCAACGACCAUCGCGGACCCGUCUUCACCCCCACGCUGGCCCCGCCAAACUCCAUCCCGCCCGCGCGCUUCUCCCUGCCGCAGCAGCAACCAGCCGGCGAGCGCCUGUUCUUCCUCGGCUGCCGCCACGGCCUCGCCCUCCUCAUCAACCGGAGACGCCUCGAGGCCAUCGUGUGGGAUCCCGUCACCAACCGCCAGGCCACCGUGGCGUAUCCGUCGGAGUUCACCACCGACAAUGGGGCGCACUGCUGCCGUGGCGCCGUGCUGAGCGGCGGCGGCGGCGGCGGCGGUGAUGGCGAUGCCCUUGUGCCCGGUGGUGAUGAUGGCCACUUGAUGAGGCCCUUUAAGGUGAUCUUAAUACGCACGGAGAUAAACCAUGAUCAUGCAAGUGUGUUCAUCAUGUGCGUCUACGAAUCGGGGACCGGAAAAUGGGGCAAUACCAUCUCAACUACCAUUCUAUCUCCUUUCUCCAAUCUACCCAAUGUCUUGAUUGGAAAUGCGGUACUCUGUGGGUUUUUCCAGUGGUCAAACGGCUUCCUUGAACUUGAUUUGGAUAGGCAGCGCCUAGGUGUCAUUGAGACACCAGUGAGCCUCCAUUCUGUUGAUAGUUCAAUAUCCCGGGUUGUGCGGACACAAGAUAGAGGGCUUGGCCUUGCAAUUUUGUCGAGGUUUAGCAUCCAGAUGUGGGGGAGGAAGGCCGAUUCAGGUGGUGUUGUUGGAUGGGUGCUGCAGAAAACAAUUCAAGUAGACAAGCUCCUUUCGCUACCGCCUUCGAUGGACAGUUUGCCAGCAAGGAUACUGGGGUACGAUGAGGAUAGCAAUGCAAUUCAUCUGUCAACUUCUACUGGUGCCUUCGCUAUCCAACUUGAAUCAAUGCAAUUCAGGGAGCUUUUCAAUGUCUAUCGGAUUGGUUCAUAUUAUUCAUGUCAUCCUUACGCAAGUUUCUAUACUGCAGGUUGGGGAAUCGGUGAGGGAGAUAACAGAACAUAAAUAUUGAAUAACACAUGAGAAGAUUGUCCCAUUAUAUAUGCAAAUUCUUGUGUUGUUAAAACAUGUGAUUGUUUCUUUUC